This is a messenger RNA of Mesorhabditis spiculigera, 2565 nucleotides long. Lineage: Eukaryota; Metazoa; Nematoda; Chromadorea; Rhabditida; Rhabditidae. The record is from the annotation of a GenBank genome assembly.
AUGUGUGCAUCCACAAAGAAGAUUGAUAUCAAGGGCCGUCUUCUUCUCUACUAUAAAUAUGAUGCCCAUCCGGUGGAUUGUGUCAAGAUAUUCUCUGCCGGAGGGAAGCAUAUCACCUUCAGGUUCUUGCAAGUAAACCUCUACUCAGCCCCGACAGACCUUGGGCGUUCCGAUGCGCUACAGACCAAAUAUGCCCGAGAUAUUGAUGGGAUACCGCAACCUGACACGACCCCGUUCUCUCAACCACUCGACAAUCCAAGCUUCUCCCUGCUUGCCCUCCAUUUCCGAGGAACGGCCGCCGAUCCGCAUUACGGCUUCAUAGCGGAGGUGGCUGUCGCGUCGACUCCGGCUGAAAAUGCCGGUGUCGGCGAGGUGGUGAUUGCGGCGGCUCGGAUGGACAAUAAUGACCGGGGAGGCGUUCGAUAUGAGAAUACUGGCGAAUUGAGCCCGAAGGUGGUCAUCGAAGAAUGCUCAAUGUUCCGCAACGGUAUCCAUUUGUAUGGCAAUAUCUCGACCACAAUGCACGCGGCCUCUUUCUACCUCCACAAUACGCAACUGCUACUGUUUCGGGCCAAUUCGUUGGCGCAUAAUCGGGGCGGUAUUCUGAUCGAUUCGAUCUCGGAAACAGCGAUGGCUCGUCUGAAUGCCGUCAUCAAGGCCAAUCUCUUCUCCUUCAACACGAACAGUUCUGUCAUCGAGCUGAAGGGCAACGGAUUCCAGAAAGUGACGAUGGUAAACAACGUGAUUUCUCACAACUAUGCCUUCUACCACGAUACGGUCUAUGCGGUGGAUGUGAUUGUGAAUAUGACGAGGAAUACCAUCACGAAUAACACCGGGCUACAUACGCUUGACAUCCGCACCGCAAAAUCGAAGGGAAACUCGGAGCCGCACCUCUUUUUGCGGAACAAUUUGGAAUUCAAUCAUGCCCUCGGUCAUGGCCAUCAAUAUAUCCAACGAUAUGGCCAUGAAUUGGGCUGGAUGGACGAAUUCAAUUUAUACAAAAGGCCAAAGAGACAGGUCUCCUACCCGGUGGUCCGUCAAGAGGGAGUUUCGUUUGAUUGGUGGACGCAUGUCGAUCAGAACACGGAUAGAUAUCGUAGUACGAUAUAUGCCGGCAGUUCCAGGCAGCACUUCUUGGAAAACGUGUUCAACAACCCGGCGAACGAGCUCGACCUGACCACCUCAAAUCGGACAAAUUGGGAUAUUGGAGCAGUGGAUGCAAAGGAGAACUAUUGGGGAUGGCCAUCAACAGAAUCGGUAGCUGCUGGACGGAUAAGGGAUGGGGCUGAUCUACCGUAUCUCAUACGUGUAGAGUACACUCCCGUACUCGAAUCGAAUACUUCUCUCAUCGAAGGGGAUUGCAGAGCGGGCUGGUUCCAGGUGGGAAAGGAGGAAUACAAGAGUUGCUACCUGUACGUGGGAGGAGCAGCAACAUACGAGAGAGCUGUGGAAUAUUGUGAAGAAUUGGGAGCCUUCCUAUUGUAUCUCAGUGAUGAUGAUCCGAGACAAAAGGAAAUGGCCGAGAGGAUAGAUAUGAUGGAGAGAAGAGGGCUGACAGAGUUGGAACAGACGACACCUUGGCUCAGGACCCGCGACGACAUACAUAUCUGGGUCGGAUCGGCCUCAUUUUCCUGGCCACAGUGUGGAUAUCUCUCGACAAGGACGAGCAGGACACAAUAUGACAACUGUCAAGCGUUGCGGCCAUUCGUUUGUGAGAAAGGCAUCCUCGCCUACAAAGAGCCUCCGCUCUGGCGUCGUGAAGUCGUGCUUUUCGUCGUUCUUGCCGUUGUUGCCAUCGUAUUCCUGAUCCUUCUGGGCUGUUGUUGGUGCCUCAAAUCAAAGCGGCGUACAGAGGAAGCCAUCGUACGCAAGAAUAUCAUGAGGGCCAGUAUGGAUCUGGAGAAAAAGAAGAAAAUGCGCUUCCAAUCGGCUUAUGGUUCUUCGCAAGGGCCGACCCACGAAAGUGCGUUGGGGAGUAUAUCCGCUUCCCCAUUACACGCUUAUGGCACUUCGAAUUAUUAUUCAAAGAGAAGUCAGGGAGCUGAUUCACCAACCGCCUCUACUAAUACCUACGAGACGACGAGCGCUUUUUACUCCUCUCGUACCGGAACUGGCACCACUCCAACCCAAUCUCGCACAACCCGUACGAGAAGCUCGACCCGGCCCACAGACUACACCCAAUCUGAGACGUACUACGGUAGCCGAGAUCCACCCCGGCAAAGGAGUCUCGUCAACUUGACCCCGAAUCCAUAUUCUGAUGGGGCUACGCAGUGCACCUCUUUCCAGCCAGGCAAGAGCCGCUCAACGGCCCAAUCGAUACAUGACACUUCAUAUACAACCGCCUCUUCUUCCGAAGCCACGACGCCAUCGAGCUGUUCUACAUGUCCGACCGGGGAUCGGGAUUCUACGCUGACCGAGGGGUCCUGGAGCGAAGUGAGCGACGCAAUGCAGAGACCGCUGUCCGUUGAUGUCGAGGUCAAACCCAGCCCUGUACAACCCGCUACCACAAAUCCCCGCCAUCCCCCCAAUCGAGACGACCCUUCCAAGCCAUCGGCCAGCACCAGC